UAAGGCCUCGUCCACUAUACUAGCCACUUAUAACUUUGAGCUUCCACUACUACCUCUUAUAUAUUAUGUAUCUUUCUAGCUAGCUACCUCUCAUAAGAGGAAUUCUAAUUCAUUCAUUAAGUUUACAAUAAUCAGUAGUCCUCAUUUCUCUCUCUCACCCAUUUUUUCCUUCUCCUUUCUCCUUAUCAAGUAUAGUACAAAGCUCCAUGUCUGUCUCAACUAUUCCAGCACCAAAAUUAGGGGAGAGAUUGUGUGAAAAUGGAUUUGAACAUCCCAAAAUUCUUCCUGCCAUUGAUGAUGCCCAUGGAGGAGUUAUUGUUGACUUGAAUGAACCUAUGGAUCCAGAACAUUUUGCUACAUUGCUUAGGUCUUCACUUCUACAUUGGAACCUUAAGGGAAAACAUGGUGUUUGGAUAAAGUUACCUAUCAGUCUUGUUAACCUUGUGGAAACUGCAGUGAAGGAGGGGUUCUGGUACCACCAUGCUGAGCCAAGCUAUCUAAUGCUAGUUUAUUGGAUUCCCCAAACAGGCUGCACAAUCCCUAUAAAUGCUUCCCACCGUGUUGCCGUUGCUGCUAUAGUCUUAAAUCAAAACAAAGAGGUUCUUGUAGUACAGGAAAAAAGAGGUAGAUUCCAUGGAAUUGGCUACUGGAAGUUACCUACUGGAGUUGUCGACGCGGGUGAGGAGAUUUUUGCAGCAGCUAUUAGAGAAGUAAAAGAAGAGACAGGAGUUGAUACCGAAUUUGUAGAAAUACUAGCAUUCAGGGAAGUGCAGAAUUCAUUCUUUGGGAAAUCAGAUUUGUCAUUUCUUUGCAUGUUGCGCCCUCUUUCUGUUGAGAUCAAAAAGCAAGAAUUGGAAAUUGAAGCAGCUCAGUGGAUGCCGUUCGAGGAAUUCGCAGUUCAACCACUUACUCAGAAACAUGAACCCUUCAAGUACGUAGUUGAAUUAUGUUUGGCAAAUGUGGAAGAAAAGUUCUAUACUGGAUUCUCCCCAAGGCGAGUCUCAUCAUAUUUUGAGGAUCAAUUGAACUAUUUAUAUAUGAAUAUCAAUGAAUUGGACAAGUCUUCUUAAGCCUCUCUUGGUCAUUUCUUACAUGUUAAAUAGAUUUCUAGCAGAAAUUAUAGUUAUCUGUUAUAUUAUGUUAAAUAAAUUUCUAGCAGAAUUUAUAUGCUUUUGAAUCUUCGUUAACAAGAUUUUGAGCAGAAAUUUUGUUAUCUAGGAUUGAUGUAAUAAAUUUAUUUUGAAUCAUUAAUUUUAUAGUGUGCUCUUUCUAU
Messenger RNA from Arachis ipaensis, 1273 nucleotides. RefSeq names its product nudix hydrolase 10. NCBI's taxonomy places the organism in Eukaryota, Viridiplantae, Streptophyta, Magnoliopsida, Fabales, Fabaceae. The record is from RefSeq and is a predicted model, not a curated record. Gene Ontology annotation, molecular function: ADP-ribose diphosphatase activity; NADH pyrophosphatase activity; NAD binding.